AUGCGGGGCUGUCGGGCCAAGGCGCCGCAGACGCCUGGGGGAGGGGGUCCAGAGGCCUCAUUACUGCACCGCUCACCCAAAGAGGGACCUUUCCGGGAGGAACAGCCCAUGCCAAGGGCGCUACACGUGUACUGGGGGUGGGCAAGUGGGCAGUGCAGAUGGCCUGUGGAUGCUGGGGGCCUUGUUCCUGGCACCAGUGUGAGGGCUCUGCGUGUGCCAAGGCCAGGGCAUCCUGUCACGGCCAGAGCAGGCCCUUAUCCCUCAGGGUACCUGGCGCAGGGCUCCUGUCCUUCGCGGGGCUCCCCAUGCUGCUGUGUUGUCCCCAGGCUGACCGGCAGCGAGCCCCUGACCAUCCUCCCGCUGACCGUGGAGCCUGAGGCCGUGGCCCAGGCUCAUUUCAAGGCCUGCGAUCGGCUGAAGCUGGAGCGCAAGCAGCGGCGCAUGUGCCGCCGGGACCCGGGCGUGGCCGAGACACUGCUGGAGGCCGUGAGCAUGAGUGCGCUCGAGUGCCAGUACCAGUUCCGCUUUGAGCGCUGGAACUGCACUCUGGAGGGUCGCUACCGCGCCAGCCUGCUCAAGCGAGGCUUCAAGGAGACCGCCUUCCUCUACGCCAUCUCCUCGGCCGGGCUGACACAUGCGCUGGCCAAGGCCUGCAGCGCCGGCCGCAUGGAGCGCUGCACGUGCGAUGAGGCGCCUGACCUGGAGAACCGGGAAGCCUGGCAGUGGGGCGGCUGCGGGGACAACCUCAAGUACAGCAGCAAGUUCGUCAAGGAGUUCCUGGGCCGGCGCUCGAGCAAGGACCUGCGGGCCCGCGUGGACUUCCACAACAACCUCGUGGGUGUGAAGGUGAUAAAGGCCGGAGUGGAGACGACCUGUAAGUGCCAUGGCGUGUCAGGCUCCUGCACCGUGCGGACCUGCUGGCGGCAGCUGGCACCUUUCCACGAGGUGGGCAAGCACCUGAAGCACAAGUACGAGACAGCGCUCAAGGUGGGCAGCACCACCAACGAGGCCACUGGAGAGGCGGGUGCCAUCUCCCCACCCCGGGGCCGGGCCUCGGGGACCAGCAGUGACCCGCUGCCUCGUACACCAGAGCUGGUGCACCUGGAUGACUCGCCCAGCUUCUGCCUGGCUGGCCGCUUCUCCCCAGGCACAGCUGGCCGCCGGUGCCACCGAGAGAAGAACUGCGAGAGCAUCUGCUGCGGGCGUGGCCACAACACGCAGAGCCGGGUGGUGACCAGGCCCUGCCAGUGCCAGGUGCGCUGGUGCUGCUAUGUGGAGUGCCGGCAGUGCACCCAGCGCGAGGAGGUCUAUACCUGCAAGGGCUGAGCCCUGCCGCAGCCAGCCGUGCUCUGUGGGUGUAGACAUUGCACCUGGAGGGAGGAGGACUAUUCCUGCAAGGGCUGAGCCCUGGCUGCAGCUAGUCCUGCUCUGUGGGGUGCAGGCACCCAUACAAUAUGAGGGGUCUACACUACCAGGGCUGAGCCCCCAGGUCCGACAGGCCCUGCUCUGUGGGUGUAGACAUUGCACAGUGUAGGGGAGUCUAUACCUGGUGUAGACAUUGCACCUGGGCUCUACACCUGGAAAGGCCAAGCCGCUGCCCAUGGCAGUAGGCAUCUGUACCUGCCAGGGCUUUGGCUCUGCCAGCUUGCCGUGGCCAGGGGCUGGUGCAGUGGCCCCUGCUUGGCUCCCCUCUGCCUUGCGUGUACCCUGGGCUACAGCUUCCUCCCCUGACACGAGAGCAUUGUUGCAGUGCUUUCUGAGUUGUCUCUGUCCCCAACACACCUAUCCCUGGAGUGUGACCCUCAUCUGGUCUCUUGACUGCCCCUCUCUGCCUCCAGGCUCACUCUGAGGCUGGGGGGCCCGUGCACCUUUGUGACCAUGUGGCUGCCCUUGGGGAUAGCCUGGCACCCGGCACCGGCACCAGCACUGUGUUCAAAGAGUCAAACCACUAGGAGAGAGUGCCAGCUGCCUGUGUCCAGCUUUGCCGCCCAGGGGCCAGGCUUGGGGGUCUUUGCUGUCCCUCUCUGACAUUGAGCACUUCUUUUGUUGGAGUGAAAUCAGUAACUUUUAAAUUAUUAUUCUUAUUUAACUAAUGUAAUAAUUAUUAAUACCCCCUACCCCCAUGCCACCUCCCUGGUCAUGCUCUCUGGUGGCACCUAGAGCCAGUCUGGGAGGCUCGGAAGGUUCUCCUUCCCUCCCCACCACGCCCCACCUGUUAGCUUUGACCUUUGAAACCACUAUUCCAGAUUAUACUGUUGCUGAAUGAACAGAUGCCUGGCCACAGUUCUUGGGGCCUCUGGACGCCACCACACAGUGGCAGAGCCACACGGUGGCCCUUGCUCUGCACCUUGCAGCAGAGAGCCCAGUGCCCAGGGCAGGAGUGGCUGUGGGUGGGUGUGGUGAAAAGGCAGGGAGGCGGGGGGCACGGGUGCAGUCUGCCUAGCCUUGGCCACAGGUUGCUCUUCUUUUGGUAGUGCUGUCUUUGCCAGGGAAGUGGCCAAUGCCAAAGGGAUUGGUUUGAGGGUGUGUGUGUGUGUGUGUGUGUGUGUGUGCGUGGUGUGCACACGUGUGUGAGGUAGGCUGGAGUGGGCAGCUGGGUUGCACCCCUUCUCGGAGCACCACAUGGUGCUUCUGUGGCCUGGGCUCUUCAGGCGGUGUCCCUGCGAGCAUAGCUGGGGUCUGGGCAGGCAGCAGGUGGACGCUGGGACUACUGAGUGAGGAGCAGCUUCCUCAGGGGCCCAGGAAGGUGGGGGACUGUGUCAAAGAAAGCCUGUUUCUGGGCAUAUGGGUCUCUGGCCAACCCUGGAUGGUACACUUGGAAAGGUUAGCUCUGUGAUCGAUGACAGCCGGGUCACAGCCCACCCCCAGGGCCCAGCGUGGUGGUAGUGUGAGGUCAGGCUGGAGGUAGGUGGGCUGGCAGGUGAGAGUCCCCAUUCCCCUGCCAUCGGUGCUGCAAGCCCCGCAGCGGACCUGCCAGGUACCCUCUGCAGCCGAGCUCGGCCCCAGCACGUAUGUGGCAUGGUUUUGCCAAGUCAAGGGAAGGAUGUUUUUAUCAAAUACCACAUUUAGCUCUGUGUCCUCAAUAUUCAGAAAAGUAUUUUUAAGCAAGGUGGACUGCACACGUCUGCUGGCUGUUUCUAUGCAAUGUGUGUUAGAGUGUCCUGCUCGCUGUGGCAGCAGCUCUGCGGUGGGCAGGGUGGAGGGCAGGGCGGGUCCCCGCCCCCGGCCCGCAUGAACCCAGACCCCAGGCUCGCGGUGGCUGGGCGGCCGGGGCAUACGGGAUGUCUUUGUGCUGAGUCUGUGCGAGCCUGUUGAUUUCUCUACCUCAUCUGUGUAGUGAGUAGGUAUGUACCUGAGGGACUGUGGAGAAUGUAUUUAUUUAACAGCUUUGUAUAGCAGAGCCGGAAACAAUGGAAACACUAAAUAAACGUAUUUUAAGUUAUAGCCAAACUCAGCC
Molecule: messenger RNA, 3457 nt
Organism: Fukomys damarensis (Damara mole-rat)
Lineage: Eukaryota; Metazoa; Chordata; Mammalia; Rodentia; Bathyergidae
Gene: Wnt9a
Product: Wnt family member 9A
Exons: 5
Coding region: 1-1326 (441 amino acids)
Biological process (GO): neuron differentiation; multicellular organism development; cell fate commitment
Cellular component (GO): extracellular region
Molecular function (GO): cytokine activity; frizzled binding
Source: RefSeq, a predicted model, not a curated record